This is a messenger RNA of Nezara viridula (southern green stink bug), 3591 nucleotides long. Lineage: Eukaryota; Metazoa; Arthropoda; Insecta; Hemiptera; Pentatomidae. The record is from the annotation of a GenBank genome assembly.
AUGAUCGAACAAGAUCUCGGCCUGGACCUGGAGGUGGCCACCUCCCACCAGGGUACAUCGCGGCAGAGGGGCGGGAUCUCCUCCCUCAGGGGUUCCAGACGUACCAUCGUCCUGGUCCGGGGGCUCCGGACUGUGGCGAAACCGUCGUGCACGGCCAUACCACGACCACUGCCGGCUGCAGGCCGAUCUUCGAGGGGGAUCGGCUGUGUUCGGCUCCGAGUCGGGAGCGACCGAAUAAGGACAAUGUCGAAGAAGUGCAAGGUAGAAAUGGUCAAACACGUCACCAAUUUAUCCAACCAGAACUCGGCCGCCGCCGGAUCAGUGGAAGUUAUACAGAACACAAUUAUCUCCAAGCCAGGGCUCGAAUUGUCGGAUAACAAUACCACAGAAGUAACAAUGCUUGAACUGUGCAGACUUGAAGCACCUAUCAAAUCGGAAAAUGACAAAAAGGAAUACUCUGUGAUAAGGUUAGCUAAUGGCCUUACUGCUCUACUGAUAUCUGAUGUUACAAAUAUAAUUGACAUCUCUGAAGAAAUGGAAACGUCAGAAGAUAGUGAAAGUGAAGUUUCUGAUGCCGAGUCCAUGAGCAGCGCAGCCUCCGAAUCAAGUAAGGGAUCUGAAAGUGAUAGGCAUCUUGCUAAAAAAGAAGAAAAACUUGCAGCCUGUUCGCUAACAGUUGGAGUAGGCAGUUUUAGUGAUCCUAAUGACAUACCUGGCCUCGCACAUUUUCUAGAACACAUGGUAUUUAUGGGAAGUACGAAGUUCCCAAAAGAAAAUGAGUUUGACUCCUUUAUCAAAAAGCACGGUGGUUCUGACAAUGCUUCUACAGAAUGUGAGUACACUACCUACUAUUUUGAGUGCCAAGAUAAAUUCAUGCCAAAAGCUCUAGAUAUAUUUUCCCAAUUUUUUAUAUCGCCUCUCAUGAAACGGGAGGCUAUGACCCGCGAAAGAGAAGCAGUAGAAUCAGAGUUUACAAUUGCUUUGCCUUCUGAUGUCUACAGACGGCAGCAAAUGCUAUCGGGUACAGCUACUCCUAAUAAUCCGGGAGGUAAAUUUGUAUGGGGUAAUCUUAAAACUCUUCGCGAUGAUGUAACAGAUGAUUAUCUCUAUGAAUCUGUACACAAAUUUCGGGAAAAACACUAUUCAGCACACAGGAUGACCUUGGCAAUUCAGGCUAGGGUGACUAUAGAAACAUUGGAAAAGUGGGUUGUCAAAUAUUUUUCAGAUAUUCCGUGCAAUAAUUUUGAUCCUAUAAAACUGACAGAACCUCAUGAAAAUUUGUUCGAUAAAAGCAAGUUCAAUAAGAUGUACUUUAUCGAAAGUGUUAAUGAUAAUAUUUUGUUAGAAUUGAAUUGGCAUCUACCAUCGACUAAAAGUUUAUACAAAUACAAACCAGCAAAUGUGUUAUCAUGGGUUAUCGGACACGAAGGAAAGGGCAGUUUGAUUUCAUAUUUGAGAAAGAAAUUGUGGGCAUUAGGACUUUCUGCAGGGCAUAACGAAGACGGUUUAGCUGAUAAUAAUAUUUAUUCGAUAUUUACAAUUAGUAUAAUUCUGACAGAAAAUGGUUUAAAGAACUUGGAGGAGGUACUAAAUGCGACUUUUAGCUAUAUAAAGAUGACACAAAAUCACGGUCCUGAUGAGAGAGCUUUUCUAGAAUUACAAAAAAUUGCUGCAAUAGACUUCAAGUAUGAUGAAGAAACUCCUGCGAUUGAUAAUGUAGAAUUUUUGUCAGACAACAUGCAGCAUUACCCACCACAGGAUUAUAUCAGAGGAGGUGAACUUUUCUUCGAAUACCAACCUACUUUGAUAAGUAAUUUUCUGAACGAACUUACUCCUUCUAAUGUGAAUAUUGUUCUAUCGAAGAAAAAUCACGAUCCUGAAAUUAUUCUUAAUCAAACUGAGCCUUGGUUCAAAACUAGAUAUUGCACUAAAGAUAUACCUUCUCAAUGGAUCGAGAAUUGGCAAAACAUAGAACAAUAUAAUGAGUUUAGGUUCCCUGCUCCUAAUGAAUAUAUUACCUCAGAUUUUACAAUUUUGCAUCAAGGCACUGAAGGUCCUCUUUAUCCGGAAAAAAUUUUCUCAUCUGAUCAAUUGGAUAUUUGGUUUAAACCUGAUAAUAAAUUUAAGCUUCCCCUUGGAUUCAUCGGUUUCCAAAUAGUUAAUAAGAACGUAUUUGAAUCAACAUUAGAUAACACACUUCUGUCAAUGUAUACAACAUUGCUCAAUCAUCUUUUAGUUGAAGAGUUGUAUCCUGCGAACAUGGCACUUCUUGAAUAUAGCGUGUCUACUGUCGACAGAGCUUUAGUAGUAGAAGUUUACGGUUUCAAUGAAAAAUUGGAUAUACUAUUAAAUAAGAUAGCUAAUCAUAUAAAGUCUUUCAAUGCAAAUAUAACCAAUGAUCUUCUACAGGCAUUUAUAGAAACAAACAAAAAAUCUCAUUACAACAAUAAUCUCAAAAUUUCAAAUCUCGCAAGAGAAGUUAGAAUGAGCAUAAUCUUGGACAGGUUUUUCACUUCCGUUGACAAAUACAACACCCUUCCUUGUAUUGACUUGGAUCUUGUCAAGAAAUUCAGUGACAAUUUUUUCAAGAAAGUACACAUACAAUGUUUAGUACAGGGCAACAUACUCAAAGAUAAAGCUUUAGAAAUCUGCCAAGGUUUCGUUAGUCAGUUGGAAACGGGAAAUUUGCCGGUCGAAGAGAGGCCUAAAAUACUAGUUCAUCAGUUGCCGAAUAUUGAAAAAUGCUGUCGACUAAUGUCUUUCAACUUGAGAGAUUCCAACUGCGUAACUACAAAUUAUUAUCAGAUGGGGCCGGGAAGCGUGAAGGAGUACUGUGUGAUAGAUCUGUUGAUGAUGCUGAUGGAAGAGCCGCUCUUCGACCAACUCAGGACUCAAGAACAGCUCGGGUACGACGUCAGUGGUACGAUAAGAGAAUCUUACGGAAUUUUAGGGUUUUCAAUUACAGUUGUCUCUCAAAUAUACAAACAUUCAGUCGAUCACGUAGAAGAGAGGAUAUCAACUUUUCUUAGAGGUUUUCUCGAAUCUCUCAUAAAAAUGCCAAGAAACGAAUUUGACGAAGUCGUUCAAGCUCUAAUAAACAUAAAAAAAUGUUGCGAUUUACAUAUAAAGGAAGAAAUCAAAAGGAAUUGGGCAGAGAUAAAGUGUUUCGAGUACGCCUUCGACCGGCUAGAAAAAGAAAUCAAACUCCUGUCAGAAAUCGAGCCGGAUGAUGUUAUUUCUUUCCUUAAGACUAGAAUAGACGCGAGCGAUCCGAACCACAAGAAGCUUACUAUCCAGGUGGUAGGUUACAACAGCAAAAUGGAGGAAGACAACGAAGUCGAAGAUAACAGCCAGGCAAGUCUUCCUUCGCAUCUGUCCUACAAUCUGAUAAAAGAAGCCCCAAAUAAAGAAGAAAACUACUUCAUUAAUGAUAUUCACAACUUUAAGUCACAGUUAUCUCUUUAUCCCGAAAGUCUGUGGAGUACGGUGGAUAAGAAAGAAGAUCCCAAUCAAACUGUAAGAGUUUUUGACGAAUGGCCAAUUCUGCAUGUUGCAUUGGUCGUAAGAUGGAAUAGUGUGGAUUUUCAUUAA